This is a messenger RNA of Prunus persica (peach), 2014 nucleotides long. RefSeq lists its product as uncharacterized. The coding region runs from base 548 to 1831 and encodes 427 amino acids. Gene Ontology annotation, cellular component: nucleus. NCBI's taxonomy places the organism in Eukaryota, Viridiplantae, Streptophyta, Magnoliopsida, Rosales, Rosaceae. The transcript has 9 exons. The record is from RefSeq and is a predicted model, not a curated record. Gene Ontology annotation, biological process: DNA recombination; DNA replication; DNA repair. Gene Ontology annotation, molecular function: DNA binding.
UACAACCGUUCCAAUUUAACAAGAAACUCAAAGUGCGUAUUUGUAAAAUGUGGCGACCAAAGCUUAUUGGAUCUACUGAUCAAUUUGGCGGCCUUCAAUGUAUCUUGGUUGACCAAAAGGCAGAUGCAAUACAAGCUAGCGUCAAAGAGAUCGACUAUGAUUUUGUAGCUCCAAAAAUAAAAGCUGGUUCCAUUUAUGAAAUAACACAUUUCCACACUGGUCGCGACAAACCAUCUCACAAAAUUGUACCACACGUUGCACAAUUGUUCUUUAAUGCAAGAACAACUUUCAAAGAGCUGCCAACCAUUCAGCCACACAUUCCAUGACAUCGAUUUUAUUUGGUUGAUUAUACUCAAUUGUCCACUCGGAUUGACAAAAUUAACAUCCUAACAAGUAAUACUUUAUAUAUUAUUAAAAACUAUGCAUAUAUAUACAAUAAGUAUUGCUCCAAAAAAAUUUCACAUUUUAAUACCCUCAUAAUAUUUUCUUUAUCAUAUUGAAAGAUGUUUUUGGACACAUUACUGCAAUACAACCAUUGGAACAAAAAAUGGUGGGCAAUGAAAGGCUUGAAGAUAAAUGUGAAGUCUGCAGCGAAAAUAUCAGGAAAGAAGAUGUUAGAAUAAUCCUGUGGGGAAAUACUGCAAAAACUUUUGAUUCCCAAGCUUUACAACAAUUGACAUCACCAAUAUUCGCAGCUUUUACAAGCCUGAAAGUUAAACAAUUUCAAGGGAAAAUUGUUCUGAACAGUAGUGUCUCCACAUUAAUUUUUAUCAAUCCAGAUAUACAAGAAUUAGCGGCCUACAAAACGAUCUUUAAUGAUUCCACACAUGCCAUUAAAAUGAUGCCUUCUUCCGCCGCUCAACUAAUGACACCUCAACAUUUACAAGCUGCUAAAAAGCUAUCUGUCCAAGAGUUAAAUGUUCUUGAUCCAGACACACAUAAGGACACUCCCAUUUUAUGCAGAGCAGCUAUUACGCGUUUUGACACACGUAAUGGUUGGUGGUAUAAGGCAUGUCCAUCUUGCUUUAAACAACUUCGAACUGCUGCCCACCGUGAUGAACUUUUGUGCCCAAAACACAAUAAUCAAAUUCCUCUCCCUUGGUUCAAAGUGAGCUUGGUGCUUGAAGAUUCAACUGAUGAAACCAAUGCAAUCAUAAUUGGGAGACCAGCAGAACAGUUGUUUAAAAUUUCUUGCAAUGAAUUGGUUGUUCAAAGAGGUUUUACCGACCAACAACAAUUACCAGAUGUGAUUAUGCAAACAAGAGGACAAGUUAAAAAUUUCCAACUUCGAUUUGGAAGCAUGAGAAGUGAUUUCAACAGAAAUGAUCUACUCAUUCAAGCAAUCUUCGAUGACACAAUGCCGCUUCUUGAACCAACACCGCAAUCAUCUGAAAAAAGUUUGGCUGCACAUGAUACAGAAAACAUUGGUGCGCAAAUGGUUCCACCCAUUACCCCACUUCUCUCAAAGCAAAUUCCAAGUGCAUCUUCCACAAGCUCAGCUGAUGCUUCUAUAACAGAGGUUACCCCAAUUUCAAAAAAAAGAUAUAGAGACGCUGUCAAAAGAGCUCUGUUUACCUUUCGUCCAUCAAAAGAACCAAAAAUCAUUUCUUUAAGUCAUGUUCAAACCGAAACCGAAUCUGAAAAAAUGGUUGCAACAAAAAGCAUGGAGGAAAUUAUAUCAGAUUCUGAUUUACCAAUCAUUGGCUUAAAGAAAAAAUCAAGCAUGGAGAAUUUGCCAACCAGCACUUCUACCCCAAAAAUAGAGAUCAAGACCUCCAUCAAAGAGAAGAAAAAUCAUGAAGCAAGUGCAAAACAAAGCUCGCCCAAUUAAAUAGCAUCCUGUACAAAACUAUCCAACUUUUGCUAUUUUGAUGCCUACUUCCUACUAUAAACAUCUCAAUGUACAUACAAACAAGUAUAGUAUUUUAACAUAACAUGUAGCCUGUAAAAUAUGUUAUUACAUGCUUUUUUGCAACUUACACUCCUGUAGUUAAACAUAAUGUUAUAAAUUAAA